Molecule: messenger RNA, 3023 nt
Organism: Hyphopichia burtonii NRRL Y-1933
Lineage: Eukaryota; Fungi; Ascomycota; Pichiomycetes; Serinales; Debaryomycetaceae
Product: m-AAA protease subunit
Exons: 1
Coding region: 46-2919 (957 amino acids)
Biological process (GO): protein-containing complex assembly; mitochondrial protein processing
Cellular component (GO): m-AAA complex; membrane
Molecular function (GO): ATP hydrolysis activity; metalloendopeptidase activity; zinc ion binding
Source: RefSeq, a predicted model, not a curated record
CAGAUAUUCUCUACUAGAACCCACGAUACUCAUAGUGAAUUGAAGAUGAGUUCAAUGAUCAAAGUGGCGAACCGUCGACUUACUCAUCUUGGUCGCUCAAGCUGUGGUCGUCCCACCAUAAUUACAGCAUUUUCGAAUAAGAGAAAUUUUCAUGCAAUUUCGCCAUUAAGUCAAACUAAUUAUGAUAAACUCGAUAAAUUUGAUAAUUCAAAAAGUGAUAUUAGCUCAUUUGUCUUUAGUUUGAUCCAAAAACAUAAGUCAGAGCUAACAAGAUUGAAGCAUGUGCCAAAGAAUAAGGUUCCAAGCUUGGAUAAUCAAUCAAGGGAACUCACAAUUAAAAGAUACGAGAGUAUGCUUUUAAACUCUGAUAUUAAUCUUUUGGAGUUAGUCAAAGACCCACAUUUCUUUUUGUUAAUUUUCAAAAACGAUCCUAUUGCAAAUUCCGAACAUCAUAACCAGUUGAUUAAGAAAGCAUCCGAGUUAUACCUCUCUGGUGAUGCUCAAAACGUUGAUAAAGAUCUUAUAGAUAGAGACUGGGACUUCAAAGCAUAUACAACUCUGUUAGAAUACUGUCUGCAAAUGCUCAAGAACUACAAUGGCAUGUAUUCAGUUGAUCCAAGAGUGCAACAACUAUUAGAUAUUUAUAAGGAUGUUAACGAUCAUGAUGUUUUCACUUAUAAGGCAGUGGCAGAGGAAGUGGGAGUUCCAGAGAAAGCUGUUCGUGACUGGUUUGAUUCCUUUCAAACUCUUGAAGAGACUAUAUCCCAAAUUCAUGGUGCACCACUCUCUUCUAUCUCCACUUUAUUGAAGAAACAUAUCCCAGCAAUUCUGCAAGAACUGCUUAAAUUUGAAGGACCUGAUAAGAGCAGUCAACAUAAAAAUGAAGGCCCAAAACCUGAUGAACAAGCUAAGGAGUCUUCUAACAAUGGUAAUAACGAUAAGAAUAAAAAGAAUAACAACAAACAAACAAAAGAAAUAUUUAUUGACUUAAGCCGUCCUCCAUUUCAAUACUUUCAAUUAGGUAUUUUUAUAGGGCUUGCCCUUUAUUUGAGUUACUCCCUGAGUAAAGCUUCAAACCAUGAAAUAUCUUUACAAGAGUUUACAUCCAAAUUUUUGAGUAAGAAUCUUGUAAGUAAAUUGGUUGUUGUGAAUAACCAUACUGCUAUUGUUGAACUCAAUGAAAAUGGUAAAUCCCAAUUUGGUGAAAAUGGCUAUUAUUACUUCACUAUAGGUAGUAUUGAAGCCUUUGAACGUAGCUUGCAACAUGCUCAAGAUGAAUUCAAAAUUGAUGAUGCUUUGAGAUUACCUGUUGUUUAUGUUACUGAAGGCAGUAAUGCUAAAUUACUCGCAAACUUUAUUCCAACUGUUUUAUUCUUAGUUGCAAUUUACUAUAUGACUAAAAAGGCUGGUGCUGGUAUGAAUGGUCCUUUGAACUUUGGUAAAUCAACUGCUAAAAAAUUUAAUCAAGAAACAAAUGUCCAAAUUAGAUUUAAAGAUGUUGCGGGUAUGAGCGAGGCUAAAGAAGAAGUUAUGGAAUUCGUCAAAUUUUUACAAAACCCAGAAAAGUAUGAAAGAUUAGGUGCUAAGAUUCCCAGAGGUGCUAUUUUGUCAGGUCCACCAGGUACCGGUAAAACUUUAAUUGCCAAAGCCACGGCUGGGGAAGCAGGUGUUCCAUUUUAUUCUGUUUCUGGUUCAGAGUUCGUUGAAAUGUUCGUCGGUGUGGGUGCUUCUCGUGUACGUGAUCUUUUCAAGACUGCUCGUGAAAACGCUCCAUCAAUUGUUUUCGUUGAUGAAAUUGAUGCAAUUGGUAAACAGCGUUCAAAAGGUAAUUCUAGUGGUGCCAAUGAUGAACGUGAAACCACUUUAAAUCAAUUAUUAGUUGAAAUGGAUGGUUUUGAAAGCUCCGAUCAUGUUGUUGUUUUAGCCGGUACCAAUAGAGCUGAUAUUUUAGAUAGAGCAUUAAUGAGACCUGGUAGAUUUGAUAGACAUAUCGCUAUUGAAAAUCCAGAAUUACAAGGUAGAAAAGAAAUAUUCCAAGUUCACUUGAAAAAAGUCAAAUUAGUUGAAAAUAUCGAUGCAGACUUACCUGGAAGACUUGCUGCUUUGACUCCUGGGUUUUCCGGUGCUGACAUUGCAAAUGUUUGUAAUGAAGCCGCAUUAAUAGGUGCAAGAUUUAAUGCAGAAGCUGUCACUUUAAGACAUUUUGAACUCGCUAUUGAAAGAGUCAUUGGUGGUGUUGAAAAGAAACUGAAAGUUUUAAGUGCUGAAGAACAAAAAGUUGUUGCUUAUCAUGAAGCCGGUCACGCUAUUUGUGGUUGGUAUUUAAGAUUUGCCCAUCCUUUAUUAAAGGUUUCCAUCAUUCCAAGAGGCCAAGGUGCCUUGGGUUAUGCUCAAUACUUACCUCCUGAUCAAUACCUUAUGUCUGCUUUACAAUUAUACGAUAGAAUGAUUAUGACCUUAGGUGGACGUGUGUCAGAAGAAUUACAUUUCUCAUCAGUUACAAGUGGUGCACAUGAUGAUUUUAAGAAGGUCACUCAAAUAGCUCAAGCUAUGGUUUUAAGAUUUGGGAUGUCCAAGGAAGUGGGAAUGGUUAAUUACGCUGAUACUAGGUCUUCUGAUGACUUGACUAAACCAUUCAGUGAUCAAACUAAUAAGGUCAUUGAUGGUGAAAUUCAACGUAUAGUUAACGAAUGCUAUCAAAAGUGUAAAGAUCUUUUAACGGAAAGAGCACAUGAAGUCGAGUUGGUUGCACAAGAAUUAUUGAAAAAGGAAUUCAUCACUAGAGAGGAUAUGAUCAGAUUAUUAGGUAAAAGACCUUUCCCAGAAACUAAUGACGCGUUCGAUAAAUAUCUUGAUGGUAAGCCAGCUUUCAAGAACGAACAACCAGAAAAUGAAAAGAAAGAUACUGAAACUGAAUAAGUUUCAUUGUUUAUGACUCAAAUAUUCACAUGAAUAUUACCACAUUCAAAAACAUCAAACUAAAAUAUAUAUCCAUCGCUGGAUUUUGUACUUGUAUAUAGCUC